CAGGAUUCAAAUUUUCAUAGGAAGUUGGAAUCAAAAUUAGGGAGGAGUGAACUCCACGUCCCUGUGUGUGUUUUUUGUGUAUCAUCACCUCCAGGUGUGUGGGCCCCACCUAUACUGUGAGGGAGGGGACAGCAAACAGAGACAGGGAGACAGGAGGGGUCGGAAAGGAAAAUGUGAGUCUGGGUGGAAGUGUUGAGUCCUGUUGAGUCCUCUCUCUGUGGAUCGGAACAUCUCUUCCUGUUACCUGCCGCGGGCGUCGAUAUGGACACAUCCUCAGGAUAGAAGCUGCAUGGCCACAGCGAAACACCAGCACAGAGGUUAUCACGACACUUCAGCCAAAAACACACAUCAGGGCUUUUGGAGAGUGAUAAGGAGGUAGAAUCUAGAGACUAUUAAGACUCUGAUCUGAAGGAUUAAAAGGAGGAAAGACAUCAGAGGAUACUUAAAAGUAAGGACUGGGCCCCUGUGUGGAUUUACUAAAAUGAAUAUGGCCUUUUCAUCCAAGAAGCACAAAUCCUUCCUCCCACUGCUCCUCCUUUUUUACGUCCCUCUCAUCUGUCUGAGCCAGUCUACAUCUAAGAACAACUCAGUCAACCCCUCAAACAACACCACUUCCCCUAACAUCACGUCCCGAAAGGGUAUUCCAGGCUGCAGGACUGGCCUGGACCCAGUUUACAGGUACCUGUGUGACCGCCGUGCAGCAUGGGGCAUCAUCCUGGAGACCCUGGCCUCUGCGGGUUUCCUGUUGAGCAUGGGUCUCCUAGUAGGCCUGCUGGCCUGGUCCCUCUGGAUGUGCGUCUCAGCAAAGACCCAGCGCAGCAGCAUCGGAGGAACUGUGACCUGCAUGUCCAUGUUCUUGUUGGCCACCGCAGGGAUCUUUGCCAUCACCUUCGCCUUUAUCAUCCAACUCACCCCCCAGAUCUGCCCCACCAGGCUCUUCCUUUUCGGCGUGCUCUUCUCCCUCGCCUUCUCCUGCCUCCUGGCUCGCUGCCUGGCCUUGCUGGGCUUCGCAGCUGCCCGAGGUUGGGGGGAGCCGGCGCUGGCUCUGGGACUCUUCGUGGUGCAGAUUAUCAUCUCCACCCAGUGGCUGAUCAUUGUGCUGGUGCGGGACAAGAAAUCAUGCGAGUACAGUCAGGAGGAGUUUGUGAUGCUGCUCAUCUACGUCCUCUGCCUCCUGCUCAUCAGCCUGAUCCUAUCCCUCCACUUCCUGUGCCAGUCCUGCUUCACCUACAGCUACAGCUACACUGGGGCCGUCAACCAGCAGGGCCGCAUCCAGGCCACACUGCUCCACCUCACGUUGCUGCUCUCAUCCUUCAUCUGGGUGGUGUGGAUAGUCAUGCUCACCAGGGGCAACGCCGAGAUCAGCCGCCGGCCUCAGUGGGACGACCCACUGCUCAGCAUCGCCUUGGUGGCCAACGGCUGGGUACUCCUCAUGGGACACGGCUUGUCCCAGGUCGCCUUCCUCUGCCGGGGUGAGGCCAAGUCCAAGGAUCUACCUCUGAGCUUCGCCGGUUGGACAAGCCCCUGUGCCGACGUCCCAGGACUCAACAGCCCAAAGGAAGGAAAAGAAAACGGAAGCUUUGAGAAUGAGGGUGAGAAAAGGAGAGGCAGAAGAGCUGAGCCGGCGCUGCGUUCACCCUACGAGUCGGGAUUCUCCAUGACAGAAAUCGACCCUACCAAAGAUUACACCAUUCCUCGCCCUCAGACCACCAACUACAACGAACCUUAUGAUGAAUAUUACGGAAACAAUUAAAGUUAGACCCUGUCUUUUCCUCAGGGACCGGCCUGCACAGAAACUGAGUGACCCAACUCAUGCACUGAUGUGCACUGACAAUUCUUGGCACAAAACUGUGUUUUGCUGUUCCAUUUCUCUGUGUAAAUGUAAAUAUUUCAGUGUAGUGUUAUAAGAAAUGUUAUUUCAAACCUGCCAGUAGGAUGUACAAUCCUCUGUCCUGAAAAGAAGAAAGGCAGCGUGACUCAUCUGCCUGAGUUUCAUCAUCAUCCAGGCUGGAUGGGUUCAGAUAGUCCAGUUUUCUUCUGACGGGAAAUCCACAUCACAAGUGCUUGGUGGAAUUGUGUCUUUGGUGUGUGUGUGUAUGUGUGUGUUGUGUACACAUUGUGCUCUACCCUGAGAUGGUAUAUAAUAGCCCUGAGGUGAUAGAGGAGGCGUGAAACUGUCACUCUGAAGGUGCCAAACUGCUGAGCAGAGCAGAGGCAUCUGAGAGCUGUAGAGGAGGAGAGGGAUGAAAGGAAGAGAGGGAGAGAAGAGGAGGAGAGGGAGGAGAGGAGAUGAGAUGAGACAAGACAGGAGGAGGACAGGACAGGAGACCUGUCAGCGCUGUGGGAGGCUUGUGCCACCACUGAUUAACAUCUUUAUAUUCAAAGUUACAGUUCAGACACUGGGCUCAGCCAUGCUGCGCCAUAAACAACCGACGUGUUCCUAGUCCAUAGGAGAUAAGAGGUCUUUUCAGGAACGCAUCUUCAAAGGUUUUUUAUGCUUACAAAGAAUGUCAUCAAUAAAAGGUUUAAUCUAAAAUAGUCUCGGAGCUCAGCCUUUGCUCUCCUCGCUCACACUCUGCACAGAUGGUAACACCAAAGGCCAAUUACUGUCUCAAUCUAAACCAGUGCCAUGCCUUCAGGCAAAUACUGCAAACUGGAGCCUCAACACAACACAGAGCACACUGUAGUAACACAAUCAACCCACCAGGGGGCAAUGUUUAAGCAUACCAAAUGCAGCUGAACUCCUCAGAGGGAGAGGAAGAGCUCACAGCCACAAACUUUACAAGAACUGCCCGAAUGAACCAUAGCUUCAAAUAGUAGCAGUGGAAGAGGUCAAACCUGAGUCACAGAAACCACAAAUAUCUGCAAUGACAUGUAGAUACACACAGCAUUUCCAGUCAACGGUGUGAAAUGGUAAACAAAUAUGACAUCAUCAUAUCAAAACUGACUUUCAUAUACAGUAACUAAACAUUAUAUGUAAGCACAAGUGGAAAUUGUAAUAUUUAGCCCUUUUUCAACCCUUUAUCAGGUACAAUAGAAAUAAAUUUGUAAUAAAUAAAUAAAUAAAUAAG
This is a messenger RNA of Sphaeramia orbicularis (orbiculate cardinalfish), 3071 nucleotides long. RefSeq names its product retinoic acid-induced protein 3. Gene Ontology annotation, cellular component: plasma membrane; extracellular exosome; signaling receptor complex. Gene Ontology annotation, biological process: G protein-coupled receptor signaling pathway. Lineage: Eukaryota; Metazoa; Chordata; Actinopteri; Kurtiformes; Apogonidae. Bases 482 to 1753 code for a protein of 423 amino acids. Gene Ontology annotation, molecular function: protein kinase activator activity; G protein-coupled receptor activity. The transcript is spliced from 4 exons. The record is from RefSeq and is a predicted model, not a curated record.